GCGCGAUCAUUGAGUGCCCGUGAGAAUCCCCUUGUUUCAGUCUCUACCCAAAACCCGGUCUUUAAACACAUCAAAAAAUCCUCCAGAUCCCAAAUCAUCUUCAAAGCUCCACCAAAAAUCAUUUCAAUUGAUUACCGAGCCCGUAUCAAAUCGAUCUAUCCAAUAAUUCGACUAUUGAAAUCUUGUUUCGGAAUAAAUCCUUAAAUAACUCCAUUCCCCCAGCUCAUCUCCAACGUCUUCAGGGAAUAAUCUAAAUUAACUACCGCGCAUAAAAUCGAACGAUCGAGAAAUCCGUCGUUUUGGCGAACGACAGGGUUUCAGACAGAAGUUUAAUCGACGUAAAAAGUAAAUUUUAAAGAAGAAGAUUAAGGGAAAAAUAUAAAAAAUGAAAGGCAGUGGAAGACCGAUAAUUAGGAUGGCUCCGGAGACGACGCAUGGAGCUGGUGGAGUCGAGUGUUGCUUCUGUCGCUGCUGUACUUGCAUUCACAUUGAAUUCUUCAGGACUCUUCCUGGAGUUGUGAAAAUAGCCGAAACGGUAAUGAGUGGCAUUAUCCAGAGUCUAUUGAUAAACUACGGUCUGCGAUACAGUGCAACAAUCGGUUCCGCCUUCGAGGGGUCGUUAACCACAUCUUCAGCGUGUUUUCUCACAUCUUCCGUAUUAUUAGCCUGUUAUAUUAUUUCUAAGAAAUCGUACGGACUUAUUCGAGCAUCUUUAUUUGAAAUGAUGUUCAAUACUUUGGCAUGCUUUCUAUACCUGAGUUCUGCGUCCUACCUCGGAUUUUCGACGAAGAUGUUCCUGUGGCCACAGUACUACAUCACUCCUGGAUUUGACGUGUAUCCGGCAAUGACAGCAGCAUAUAUGCUGAGCGGCGUCGUAGGAUGUUUACACGGGGCCGAUGCGUACUUCUCCUUCCGGGAGUACAGGAGAAGAUAAUCAUGGCAUCUGUUAACUCCGAAAUAAUCGUUGUCAUAUUAAUAAUUAAUUGUUACUGCAGUCAUACCAAAAAAUUCCUAAGGCUAUUACGUUUCUAAUGUUUUAAGAUAUAUUUAUAAUACCAGAAAAGAACGCGCGCUUCGUGCACGCAUGUCUCGCUCUUAAGUGGAAAUUCUAAUGAGAAAUUGAAAAUCAAAAGAAUAGGCUUCAGAUAAUUAUUUCGACUGAACAUAAAAUUUUUGUUUAUUAUAUUGAUUAUACAAUUCUUUGUGUACAUAAUUUUUACAAUUUUAUUAUCUCGCUGACUUCUGAAAUAAAUUCUAUUUUAAUUCCUAAAA
Molecule: messenger RNA, 1272 nt
Organism: Fopius arisanus
Lineage: Eukaryota; Metazoa; Arthropoda; Insecta; Hymenoptera; Braconidae
Gene: sing
Product: MARVEL domain-containing protein sing
Exons: 4
Coding region: 386-934 (182 amino acids)
Cellular component (GO): membrane
Source: RefSeq, a predicted model, not a curated record